This is a messenger RNA of Staurois parvus, 450 nucleotides long. NCBI's taxonomy places the organism in Eukaryota, Metazoa, Chordata, Amphibia, Anura, Ranidae. The record is from the annotation of a GenBank genome assembly.
CGUCACUUGGUUCCACCCCCUACCCACCUCCAAGCCCCGUCCUUUGGUUCCACCCCCUACCCACCUCCGAGCACCGUCCCUUGCACCGUGUCCCUUGGUUCCACCCUCUACCCACCUCCGAGCACCGUGUCAUUUGGUUCCACCCCCUACCCACCCAUGAGCACCAUCCCUUGGUUCCACCCACUACCCACCUCCGAGCCCUGUCCUUUGGUACACCCCCUACUCACCUCCAAGCACUAUCCCUUGGUUCCACCCCUACCCACCUCCAAGCACCCUCCCUUGGUUCCACCCCUUACCCACCUCCGAGUACCGUCACUUGGUUCCACCCCCUACCCACCUCCGAGCACCCUCCCUUGGUUCCACCCCCUACCCACCUCUGAGCAUCGUCACUUGGUUCCACUCCCUACCCACCUCAGAGCACCAUCCAAUGGUUCCACCCCCUACCCACCU